CAGACAAAACACAAACCCACCCAUUCGCGGGGUUUCCUUUGCAAGCAUUGAAGGUUUUCAAACGAAAACCAAGUUGCAGAAAGAAUCUAUCGGAAGGAUUAUUUCAAGAGAAUAUUGGAUUAACUUUCGGGAUGGAUUUAACUCAGUGUGUGGCAGUUGUCAUUUUGGCGUUCAGCGUUGUGAUAGUUCCCGCCACAAGUCAGCAAUUCUCCAGUAAGCCCCAGGGAUAUGCUGUGAUGCAGGGGACGAAUAUAACGCUGAAAUGCAAAGUCUCCAAGUUAGGUGCAAAGAACGUCAUUUGGUCCCGUGGGGUAGCGUUCAUAUCGAUGAACCACAUGAUCAUUGGUGGUGAUGUCAACCGGAUGAAGAUAACGGGGAAAUAUAACCUCAACAUCCUCAACGUUACACAGGAGGACGAGGGGGGAUACGUGUGUCAGGUCACAUCCACCCCACCUUUGAUACAAACGUCAUUCAUCAACAUCACAGUACCAUCCAGUGUGGAGAUGUUGAAUAAAACAGUUGACAUCGAGGCAACACUGAAGGAUAACGUCACGCUGACGUGCGCCGCCACGGGCAAACCCACGCCCACGAUUGUGUGGUCACGAGAGGACGCGACCCUCCCCGGAGGUAAGAAGGAAAUGAAGGGGGACACCCUCACCCUCACGGGUCUCAAGUACAGCCAUGGGGGCGUCUACAAAUGCACGGCCUUCAACGGCGUGGGCGAACCGGAUGAGGACUCCGUCAGGGUGGAUGUUUUCUAUCCACCGACGAUUCACACCAAGUCCAAGACACUUCACACGGGUCCUGGAUUUUCAGCCAAGAUUCCCUGCAUCGCCAGUGGACAGCCUAAACCCUCAAUAGAGUGGAGACACAAUGACACCGUGAUUAACCUGAGGGACCUACCAGAGAACAAGAAAAUGUUGUUGGUAGAGAAAGGCUUUAAGAUAGACUACAGUCUGGAGAUCAAGGGCAUAGAAGACAGCGACCUUGGUUCCUACUCCUGCAGAGUCACGAAUAACAAGGGAUCUGACACGGUGAAGAUUAUGGUAACAGCGUUACCUGGCAAAGUUGAGAUCAGCAGCCCAGCCGCUGGCAACUUCUCCACUGUGUACAGUCUAUCCUGGUCGGUGACAUCACCAGUCAAGCCCGAGACGUACAAACUGAUGUAUAGAGAGAUGAACGAAACAUUCGAAGGCGAAUGGACAGAGGUAGACGUGACAGCCAUGUCCAAAGAUGGUGUCAUCACCCACACACAGUCACACAGCCUGAUGGACCUAGUCCCUGACACCAAGUAUGAAGUGAUGUUGAGAGCUUACAAUAGUUAUGGCUGGGGACAAGUUAGUGAUAAAUUCAUGUUUACAACAAAUGAACCUGGGUUUACCCCGCCCCCUACAACACGACCGCCCCCGGUAAGGACGCAUAGUAGCGAAGAAAGGGUUUAUGACGACAGCACAAACGAUGGCGCCCUAUUGAUCGUAUGGCAUCCGAUGACAUUUCUACUCGUGGUAGCUUGUUCUCUUAUGUCAGUGGUACCUUGAGAUAUGUUGCUGAACAUUGGCAAACGUUUGCAUAUUGGAAUUGUUUGUAAGUCUACAUUCAAGAAGCUGCAAUUGUUUAUGAGUCUACAUUCAAGAAUGACAUAUCUAUGAUGCAAUGUCAAUGGCCCAUCGAAAACAUUGCCAAACAUUUAUUGGAAGGAGUUUUAAAUGUAAAAUCAAUACGUGCAAAUUAUCACCACAAAGAAUCAUAUUUCAAUUUAUAUUUUAUAACAAAGAGUUAAACGUUUUAAAUUUUUUAUAAAAAAAGAUUAUCGCUACUUUGAAAAAAAUGUCAAUUAACUUUGACGUAUCCAAAUCAGAUUUUUUUAGUGCUAUGGUGUGCAUGAUUCUCUGAAACAUUUGCGUGCAACAUGACAAGCUUCAGUUCAAAGCAUUAUAUUCUAAAGUGCUUCGAAGGCAUGCAUGGAAUCAUUUGUCCUGUAUUAUUUGUUUCGUAAUAAUGAUUUUUGAAAGAUCAAUAGUUUGACAACUGUGGUUGUGUUAGAACACUGUUCGGCAUUUUCUUUUUCCUGGGUUCAAGGACCACACAUAUUAACUGUAAUAUGUGAAAGGUCCUUUUUGUUUCCUAUGGAGUCUGUUUACAUAUUAAUAUGUAUAUAAAUAUACAAUUAUAAAAUGUGUCCGGGCAUAUUAUAUUUUAGCCAAACGAUUGAAGUAUCAGAUGAGCAGUUUACAAAAAAUGUUUUGCAUUAUCAAUUUUUAUCUGACCUCCAACCCCACAUGUAUAUGGAUGUAUUUCAAAAGUACGUCCGAAAACCAAGUAAUUAGACACGAAAGGCCUUACGAUUACAUCGCUGUAGUUAAAGCACAGUAACACUGCAAUUCAAUUUGAGGGCAUGUGUAAAUGGAUCAGUGCUGAAAUGAAGGGUCUCAACUUUGAUAACUUUAUAAACAAAGGGUUGUGACGUUCUCUCAGGAAAACUCAACAUACAUGUGGAAAGCAUGUUCUGAUAACCAAGAACCGAUUCUGAGAUCCUGUACCUAAAAAUUGUUGCAUGUACUGCGGGACCGACUAUUUGAUUUUCGGAGAGGGGAUGUGGGAGGCUGAGAGUUUUUGAUGAAAUACUUGUUCCAGAAUUUUUUUUUUAUAUAAUUUGCUCUCACGUUUUAUCAAGAACCUUGACAUCCCGAGAAAAAAAAAAAAAAUAUUGCUUGGCUUCUCAAUUAGUGAAAAAAAUAUUAUGUUUUGAAACAUUGAUAAAAAAAUAUGCUAUGUUUAAUUAAAAUCCAAGGCGUAUAGAAUAUUAUGUGAUCUUAGCUGUUGGUGAGCAUUUAGCAUUGAAUAUAUGCACUCCUCUGUGAAGAUCCGACUUAAAAUUGAUCUUCAGCAACCCAUGCUUGUGGAAAGAGAGGAAUAUUGGGAGUGGGUGGUCAGGCUCGCUGUCGGAGUUUAUGCAUGUCAUCGUAUCUUAUUAGUCAUGAUGUCCUUCACUAGAUUGUCUGGUCCAGACUCGAGUAUGUACAAACCGCCGUCAUGUAGCUGCAAUAUUGCUGGGUGCGGUGUUAAAACAAAGUAUAUCUGCGUCAGAGAAACAUCAACAGAUAUCUCCGUCACAAGAGAUGGAUGAACACCUAGAUGAAAUAAAAUAGUUCUUAGAUAACUAUCACUUUGACUUUAGAUCGGUACUGGUAAGAUUUAACGUUUUGUUAAAUACGAUGGUUAUGGCCUACAACAGAAAUGGUUGACGAUAAUUUGUGGUAUAUGUGCAGGGCAGGUUUUAUGUUCUGAAUGACAGGUCUAGUCCUUUAGCUUCAGUUUAGCUUGUUACCACGACUUUUACAGUCAGUUAUGUCAGUCUGUUAUCUAUACGUGUACGUGUUGAAUAACAUUAGCAUAUUUAUAUUGAAUGAAUAUUCCCCCAAGACACAUUACCUGGUGUCCCUGUGCCUGUCUCUGUGUCAGUUUGUUUUAGGGGGGUUGAGACACAAUAAAAAUAUAAUAAUUUGAAGGCACGUUCCCCCCAGGAAGUAAUUUAUUCCUCGUUUGUGUCUUAUCCUCUCGUUUGAUGCACUAGUGAUAUUCAUAUCUAUCCUGCUCUAUAUUGUCAGACCAAAGACAAUUCAUGUACUAAAAGCUAAGAUGAUUCUCAGUUGGAACUGAUCCGUCUACAACCUAAGGCUAUUUAAGUAAACGGACUCACUACACAGCUUAUAUUUGGAAUGUAUGCUGUUUUGUCAUUUAAAUAUUUAUAAGCUUAGGGUUAUACAAGCCAUUUCAAAUUAAGGAUUUAUUUCCUAAACUGAAAUAUCUAUGGAGAUUUUAGUACAUUUGAUAUAUGUAUUCGAGGAUGUUAUAAUAUUGAAGCCUAUCAGAUGUAGUUCAAAUAUAAGGGACGAGUAAUAACUUAAUAUUAAUAUAUGAUCGAUGUAUGUCUUUGGCUACUUCCAAUAAGCUUAGUAUUUAAUAUUGUAAUGGCAAUGUUGCAAGCUGUGGUGUACAAUGUAAUGUACAGAAGAGUGUAAUCCUUGUAGGAUAACUACAGCUGGUUUUGAUAUGAUCAUAUGUAAAUGACAGAGAUGUCAAGAGAAUCGUGCCUAUAAUUUCGUUUAAUACACAUGUCGUAUUUUAAUCAUUAUGAACAUUAACUUUCGGAGCACAUUUUCAUCAUUAUUUUGGCUUUGGUAAUCUGAUUUUGGAAAUGUUAAGGGACUGAUCAUUUGAUACCCUUGGGUGAGUAUUUGAUACUCUUGGGGGUUGGGAGGGAGGUGUGUGUUUGUGUGUGUUGGCUGUGUUUGUGUGUGCGG
Molecule: messenger RNA, 4304 nt
Organism: Haliotis rufescens (red abalone)
Lineage: Eukaryota; Metazoa; Mollusca; Gastropoda; Lepetellida; Haliotidae
Product: roundabout homolog 1-like
Exons: 10
Coding region: 132-1538 (468 amino acids)
Cellular component (GO): neuron projection
Molecular function (GO): protein binding
Source: RefSeq, a predicted model, not a curated record